This is a messenger RNA of Mangifera indica (mango), 1027 nucleotides long. RefSeq lists its product as uncharacterized. The transcript is spliced from 5 exons. The record is from RefSeq and is a predicted model, not a curated record. Bases 275 to 721 code for a protein of 148 amino acids. NCBI's taxonomy places the organism in Eukaryota, Viridiplantae, Streptophyta, Magnoliopsida, Sapindales, Anacardiaceae.
GGACUGUGGUUUAUGGGGUCUAUAAAUAGCAGGGACCGAUUGGCAAUAUCUUCAACCAUCUGCCAUGUUCACGUGCUACUCUGCUAUAUACCUCUUAGUUAUCUGUGUGUCUCUAUCUCUGCAAAUCUUAUCCACUGCAUGCUCUCCUUGAGGGUCUUUUUUAGUCAGUGAGGUCGUUUCCCGUUAAGAGAUACCAUCAAACAGUAGUUUUGUUCGUUACUUGACAAAGAAAGCUACUUUUAUUGCCUAGCUUUGCUUUGCUGAUAAUUUUAACAUGGAAAACAAAAGGCAUGAGUCUGGUGGUUCUUCUUCAUCCAGAAAUUUUGAUCAUCUUUUUGGUCCCAAGGACUCCUCUUCAUCUUCUUCAUCCUCCACUACUAGUAUUUUUGGCUCUAUUUUCCCACCACCAUCAACGAUGGCAACUGGGUCUUACAGUGGAAUAAUGGAGUCACUGAAAAAGCAGGGCGAAAGCAGCAAGGCUGAGAAUAGCAUUUUCAGUAGCACAGAGAAGAAUUCAGUUUAUCAGAAUGAAACUGCAGAACCUUGCUAUUUAAGCUCCUCAAUCUACUAUGGAGGCCAAGAAAAUUACUCUCCAAAAAACAAAACCACCACUGAAUCUCCCCAUGUUUUUAAAAAAGAUAUGGGAGAGGAUGACCCUAAUGGAAACAAUGCUAACAGCGCUUCAAGAGGAAAUUGGUGGCAGGGCUCGCUCUAUUAUUAAUACCUUGCCCUCAAUGGCAGUCACCAUCUACAUAUAUAUAUUAUUUUGCAGGAACUAUGAUCUUAUAUUAUUAGAAAUAAGCGGUAGAAUUAGACGGAGAAGACUGAAAAGUAAUGAAGGUGGUACUUGCUGCCAAAUGAUGGGUCAUUUUUUACAACUAGUCAACUUAAGCAAAGAUCAUCAUAUAAAUAAGCUCUCAUAAUUUGAAAAGAAGUUUAUGUCAUCACUCAAAGAGAUCUCGUAUAGAUUGUCUCUUUUGUGAAACUAACCCAUUUUCCUUUCAAUUGAAGAACUAUGUUUUUUAGA